GGGGUUGGUCUGCAGGAUGCCAAGAAUAGCAAAUGCCUUGUGGGAAUCCUACGGUCUGGCAGGAACUCCCUUUCCCCUCAUCUAAAUCAAGAGAUAGAACGUCCCUGAAGGAUUUACAGACGUGGCGAUAUACGACGAGUGAAUAAUCUUUAUUUUUACAUUCAGGGCAGUAUUAUCUGGAUGGAUAUCAAUUUUCCCCUUCGUCUGAAUAAACGGCAAGAAAUUGAGCGAUCUGGUGGGCUCUGGCAUCGGGUACCUGGUCACUGCAUCGGCGCUGCUGCGUGUAUGUGUGAGUCUGUGCGUAUGUGCGUUUCGCCGGUUGCAUGUGUACUCGGCCGCGUGUGUUUGUGGGAAACGGUGGCAGUGUGUGAGUGUAUGUGUGUGUGUGAGGACGGCCUUGGGUGAGGCUCCUUGAAUGGAUAUUCAACUGGUCAUUAAAAAACACCAAGACGUGACGUCACGAAGUGUCUCCCCCCCCGCGCCCUGCACAUGACGUCAGUACAAGCGAGCAAAGCCGUCACGUGACCAGUGUCAGCACCCUCAUCACGUGACCUACAGUGCCAGCGACAUCCUCGCGUUUCCUGCAGUGCCAUCUCUCAUCACGUGACCUGCAGUGCCAGCGCAUGACUGACAGUGCCCCCACGGCUGCCAUCUGACCCCGAAAGUCACCGCUGACCAAAGCCAAGAUGACGAUUACGGACUUCGACAGCAUUUUCCUCCACAUCGGCGGUUUCGGACGCUACCAAAUGCUCCUCUUCGCGGCCAACUGCCUCAUGUGCUCCAUCCUCGCCUUCGUCUACUUCGGCCAGUUCUUCAUGACCCUGACUCCGCCCCACUGGUGCCGCCCCCCCGCCGAGGUCUUGCAGCUCAACCUGACCCCGGCCGAGGUCAAGAGACUCACCGUGCCGGUUGACCCUCGCGGGGGGGACUUCGUGAGGUGCGCCAGGUACCAGGUGGACUUCCGGCAGGUGGUUGAAAGCAACGACAGCUGGCCUGACACCAGCUGGCCGACCACCACCUGUACCAACGGUUGGCAGUACGAUUAUUCGCUGUAUUAUCCCACUAUCACCUCGCAGCUGGACUGGGUGUGCGACCAAGACUGGAAACCGACCUUGGCACAGUCCCUCUUCUUCGUGGGUUCCCUCGUCGGCUCCCCUGUAUUAGGCUGGGCGGCAGACUCGUGGGGGCGCCUGCCGGUCAUAGUGCUGACGAACGUGGUAGGAGGCGUGGCAGGGAUCUGUUCGGCCUUCUGCUCCUCCUUCGCCUCCUUCACCGUCUUCAGGUUCAUCGUCGGGAUGACGUAUGAUACGCACUACAACGCUGUGUAUAUCUUGCUGUUGGAGUACGUGUCGAGUGAGUACCGUUCCAUUAUGGGCAACGUACCCAUUCUGACGUUCCUGACGGGGGCCAUGUGCGCUAUGCCCUGGGUUGCUUGGGGCCUCGCUGAUUGGUCGCUCUUUGCCGUCUCCAUGCACACGCCACAGCUCUUCUGCCUCUUCUUUUAUUGGAUGCUCCCUGAAUCCGCACGUUGGCUGCUAGGACAGGGUCGCGUGGAAGACACAGUGAGGAUAAUCCGGCGGGCGGCGAAGGUCAAUGGCAGGACGCUUUCACCGAGGGUCCUGCAGGAUCUACAGGACUUCGGCGAAAGGAGGAUGGAAGAACACACAGAAAACGUGACUGUCUUGGACCUUGUCAAGACGCCCAUCUUGAGACGCCGCUUCCUCGUUCUCUGUCUCAUGUGGGUGACGGUGGGCAUCGCCUACGACGCCCACAUGCGCAACACGGCCAACAUCGGCCCCAACGUCUUCUUCACCUUCACCCUCGCCGGCUUCGUCGAGCUCCCUGCCGACCUGCUCACGAUGCUCUUCAUGGAGAAGCUCGGGCGCCGCCACACCCUCGUCUGGACGGUGGUGGUGGGCGGCCUCUCGUGCCUCGCCGUGGCCGCGACGCCCACGGGCGAGGACGCAGCCAUCAUGGUCCUGGCAAUGGUGGGGCGGUUCAUGAUCACCAUGGCCAUGAACGUGGGCAUGCAGUAUCAGGUUGAGGUGCUGCCCACAGUCGCUCGGGGGCAGGGUAUGGCGUUCAUUCACACUGUGGGCUUCCUUGCUGCUUUUGUUUCGCCUUAUAUCGUCUAUUUGUCCAAAUUCGGCCACCUGGUCCCCUACACGAUUCUGGGCGUGGUGACCAUCGUGGGCGGCUUCGUGUGCGUCCUGUUGCCGGAGACCCUCGACCAGAAGCUCCCCGACAGCCUGCACGACGGAGAGACUUUCUUCAGCGACCAGGCGUAUUGCUACAACCCUUGUGCUAGUUAUCCUCACCACGUACCGGUCGGAGAGAAGGAGUCUCCGCCAGAUGAACCGAUGCCAGACACGCCUCUUCAGGGAUACGCCGACAGCCACAUCUGAGAUGUAUAGAUUUCCCUCGAGAUUUUUGAUGGUGGGAAAUCACGAAUUUUUGCGCAGAGUUAGGUUUAUGCUGUGUGUGUGUGUGUGUGAGAGAGAGAGAGAGAGAGAGAGAGAGAGAGAGAGAGAGAGAGAGAGAGAGAGAGAGAGAGAGAGA
This is a messenger RNA of Penaeus monodon (black tiger shrimp), 2559 nucleotides long. Its product is annotated as solute carrier family 22 member 3-like. Gene Ontology annotation, molecular function: transmembrane transporter activity. Gene Ontology annotation, cellular component: membrane. The record is from RefSeq and is a predicted model, not a curated record. The transcript has 12 exons. Bases 687 to 2405 code for a protein of 572 amino acids. NCBI's taxonomy places the organism in Eukaryota, Metazoa, Arthropoda, Malacostraca, Decapoda, Penaeidae. Gene Ontology annotation, biological process: transmembrane transport.